Messenger RNA from Magnolia sinica, 931 nucleotides. Its product is annotated as pyruvate kinase isozyme G, chloroplastic-like. Gene Ontology annotation, cellular component: chloroplast stroma; cytoplasm. Gene Ontology annotation, biological process: glycolytic process. The transcript has 6 exons. Bases 314 to 931 code for a protein of 205 amino acids. Lineage: Eukaryota; Viridiplantae; Streptophyta; Magnoliopsida; Magnoliales; Magnoliaceae. The record is from RefSeq and is a predicted model, not a curated record. Gene Ontology annotation, molecular function: potassium ion binding; magnesium ion binding; pyruvate kinase activity.
AAUGUGUUGACGCACUUAGCCGUAAUGAAAAUGAUACUAUUUAAUAGUUAGAAAAUGAGUUUCCAAUGGUGGAAAUCUAAGGAGCAAAUUGUAUGCUGAAUAUUUGCCACUAGAAGUGCAGUAUGAAGACAUUAUUAUAGUAUUUUUAAUGUCUGUUUAAAGUCACAAGCCUCACAUUUAUUUUGGAGCUCAUAAAAGCUUUCUUUGUUAGAUAUUUGAAAUAUUUAAAGUUGAACUUUUAGGAAGUAAAGAUAUGUAACUAGGCCGCUAUAAUGAUUUAGUGCAAAUGAUUUAAUUUCAUUUUUUAGGAGGAAUGAUGUCAUUAGUGGUGAAGUCCAAGACAGAAGAUUCCGUCAUAUGUAAAGUUGUUGAUGGAGGUGAACUUAAGUCUAGACGACAUUUGAAUGUUCGAGGAAAAUGUGCUACAUUGUCAUCUAUUACUGAAAAGGAUUGGGAUGACAUUAAGUUUGGGGUUGAAAAUAAAGUAGACUUUUAUGUUGUUUCCUUUGUCAAAGAUGCGAAAGUGGUCCACGAAUUGAAGGAUUAUCUCCGAAGCUGUGGUGCAGAUAUACUUGUAACUGUUAAAAUUAAAAGUGCAGACUCCAUACCAAAUAUGCAUUCUAUCAUUUCUACAUCUAAUGGGCUUGAACCUGCUUCGACAUCAUGUGGGGAACUUCUAGUCUUGCUCAUGACCCUGCUCCCUGCGCUAAACGCAGAUUCCAAUGCCACUGUUGAAAUAGGAAUUGAUAAAAUAUCUCGUACCAUCGUCGAUAGUAAAGAUAUGAAAUCAGCAUCGUCGAAGCUUAAAGCAACUUGCAAUCUAACUUCAGAAGCACUUAGUGUGGACACUGUGGUUAUGUACAUGUUGUACAAUGCUUCGAUUGCAUCACGAACCUUUGAGGUUUCAGAUAUUGCCUUUUCAGUAGGAUAA